Molecule: messenger RNA, 1164 nt
Organism: Mandrillus leucophaeus (drill)
Lineage: Eukaryota; Metazoa; Chordata; Mammalia; Primates; Cercopithecidae
Product: cytospin-B
Source: RefSeq, a predicted model, not a curated record
AAAGAUUAUUCAUACCUGAAGGAGAUAUGCAAUCACCAAGCAGAACAGCUAAACAGAACCAGCCUAAAGCUACAAGAAGAAACAUCGGAGAGUGAUGCAGAGAUCAAAGACAUGAAAGAAACCAUGUUUGCAUUGGAAGAUGAGGUGGAACAGCACCAGGCUGGCAAGUUACAUAGUAAUCAACUUAUCAGUGACCUAAAAAAUAAGUGGGGUAAUGUGAUCAAGCCGGAGGAACAGAAGUCAGAUUUGGGGAGGCAACUAAAGACUCUGACCGAGCAGAUACAGGGGAGAUCCAAGGAAUGGAGGUGAUUCCAACCGGAUCUGCAGACUGCAGUGGCAGUGGCCAACAAUAUCAAGUGAGAAGCCCACCAGGAGCUGGGCACUGUGAAGAGGAAACUGCUGGAGGAGGAGGGUGAUGAUGCCUGGCUGCAGAAGGAGCUGGGGAAUGUGCAGGGCCCCGGCAGGGUGGUUCCCAGCACAGCUGCCCCUCCAUGAAUCUGACCUGUGGAUGAAGAGCCAGAGUCCCCCAAGGUCAAUGCUGCUGGCCAGUGGCCUGGUGUCUGCAUUAACAGAACAACUGCAACGCCCUCAGAGCCCAUGGCCAGUAAGUCACUCAUCAAGUCAUUUGACUUGGGAUGCCCAGGUGAAACUGGACAGAAUACUUCUGUCCAUAAGGCCCUUAGAAGCCCCCUAAGUGAAAUACCAGUGAGGACCACCCCCCAGCAGCUGCUGUCUCUUCAGUCAGUGCUCCUGGUCACCCAGGUUACAGCAAACCUCUUUCGACUGUUUCCUCUCAUGUCUUCCUGCUUCUUCAUUGUGGAAAGAAGAAACCUUCUGGUGGCCUUGGCGUGGGAAUAUGGCGGUUCCAAGCACAAUGCUGUACUGAAAUGGUACCAGAAGACAGAAGGUUACGCGAACCACAACUGGGAGACCGCCUGCCGCCAUGACUUGAAAACCCGUACUGACUCUGUAGCCAGCGGAGUUAGACCCAUAUUCCUGGCCUGUGUGGAAAGACUGGCUUUUUCUAACAGGAGCCAGGAAUAUGGAUCUAACUCCGCUGGCUACAGAAUUGGAAAGGGUUUUCAAGCCAUGGUGGCAGGUGGUCUCUCAGCCAGAACUGUGGUUCUGGAGGACACGAGGAAACCCACAACUCCUGAACCAUGA